AUGGCUCCCAUGCUUGUCAACAUGGAUGCUACUCACUUUUGCGCGCGUCCUAAUGGACACAUCACCUCGAUGAUCUGUGUUGAUGAUCUUCCAAAUGACAUGAUGAUUGACGGUGCACCCCGCAAGCUAAAUCCUGCAGAGACCCAAGGCAUGACUAGCUGUGGUGUGAUGCCUAAUCGAUCUGAGCCUUGGAUAAUCAACCAGGACAACAAAUCGCCUGUACUUGCCAGUCACAAAGGUUUUGAUCAAAUGAAGUCGUUCUUGUAUGAGCUCAUGGAAGAUGAUUCGGUUCCUUCUUAUCACCGUGAUACCCUUGGGAAGCUCAUCUGCGAAUUGUCCGACGAGCCGAUCCCUUCCAAUGCUUUGGUCAAGAUUUCCCCCACUCUUACAAACUCCUCCCGCUCAAGUGCCAACCGACGUGCUCGCAAUGGUUAUGGCCGAAAGGAGUACUGUUCCUACUGGAUUCGUCACGGCGAGUGUGAUUACCAGCAGCAAGGUUGCCUGUUCAAACAUGAGAUGCCUCUCGACCAGGAGAUGUUGGAGAGCCUUGGUCUCCGUGAUAUCCCUCGGUGGUAUCGGGACAAGCAUGGCCUUCGCAGUUUGUUAAGCACACCCGAGUAUCCCAACCAGACCCGUCCAGGUCGCCUUGCAAUUACCGAUCGUCCUCGCUGCAAGGCAAUUACGUACCCUGAGAACUGUACCGAAUCCACCAUUGACCUCUCGGUGGCCUCGAAUGCACCCAGUCGCUCGACUCGAAACAAUGGCAAUGGCAAGAAGGGACGUGCUAAUGGUGCCAAUGGUCAUCAGAAAGGUAAUGGCGGCCGUGCAAAUGGACACAACCAGAACCAGAAAGCUGGGGAGGCAAUCCACGAUGGUUCUUCUGCCAUCUUAACUCCUGAGUCAAUUGGUAGCGCAGCAUUGAUUUACAAGCCUGGAGGUCGUGCAAAUGCAAAGAACCGCUCAAACUGGCGCAAGAAAGCAAAUGGAGGGCCAUCUGAAGUCUGGACUUCUCCUGCUGUGAAUGGUGAUGUCAAUUCUGGGGCUGUGGUAAAGAAAUCUAGUCCUCUUACUAAUGAAGUGAGCUUGGACGAUACAAACGAUACAAACGGUCCAACCACUUCCCACACUUUGAUUUCUUUGACCCCACCAUCCACCAACCCUUCAUCUGUUUCUUCUCUGGCAAUUUCUGACUCGUCUCCUGUGAUCGUGAUGCCUGUUGCUGAUUUCAACCCCAAAGCGGGGGCCGAGUCCUUCAAGACCGAGGAUUCUGCCGAGGCCAAUGUUGACGUUGACGUUCUGACUGUUGUCAAAGACGACGACAAUACUGAAGCAAAAGUUGCUCCUACCGUUGCCUUGCCUGAGAGUGUUCCCACUGGACCCAAAGCUGAUCGCAUUCCUGCUGGACCUAAGGCGGAUCGUCUUCCUCCUACUGCUACCCCGUUUAGUCCUGCACGCUCUAUCCGUGGAAGAUCCUUUGCCUCUCCCUCCCGCCACAAUGAAGGCUCUUCCCCUGCUGCUGUCAGCCCAUUUGGCACUGCUCGCUCUCACAAGGGAAAUCAUUCUGUUUCUUCUCGUCGCUCUCGCCGUGCCGGCAAUAUCUCUACCAGCUCCGUCGCUACUGUUCGUCCCCCUCAGCAGGCAAGCUUCUCUCAGCAGGUAAGCGCCUCUCAGUAUGUGAGCCCUGUUCAGUAUGCGAGCCCUGUUCAGUAUGCGAACCCUGUCCACCAUGCGAGCUCUGCCCAGCAUAUGACCUCGGCCCAGCAGGUUAAUCCUCCUCAGCAGGCGAGCCAUUCUACUUCUGGACAUCCUGUUGGCCAAAAUGUGUCUGCUUCGACUUCUGAUUUUCAGCUGGCUCCUCACCCGUGGUAUCCUAACGUUCGCAGCAUGCAAGGUACUCGUGGUCCAAUUACCGUUGUCGACAAUUUCCCGUCUUUUGGUGGUGUCAAGCCAAUUCCUUUUGACUACUCUGACCCCAGCUGCCCUGCUAUCCAGAUCACAGAGGCUUCGCCAGUUCAGGAUGCUGGUCAAGGAUUUUCUCGUCAAGAUCUGGCUGGUCAAGGCCCCGCUGGUCAAGGAUUUUCUCGUCAAGGUCUGGCUGGUCAAGGUUUUGUUAGUCCAGGAUAUCCUAGUCAUGGAUAUGCUAGUCAUGGAUAUGCUCAAGGUACUCCCGACUGGCGUAUGCUACCCCCUGGUCUGCCAGUUCCUGCUAAUUAUGGCGGUACUGUCACUGGUGGUUCUCUGAACCCCAACACACCCUCGUUCGCCCCCAUUCAGAGCAAUCAGACUCCCGACCUCGCCAUGACCCGCCGAUCUGAGCGCCCUGUUCGACCCUAUGAUCCCUGGGACUCUUAUGAUCCUUUCACUAGCGCUUCACGUCACUGGGGUCAGUCCAGAACCCGCCCGUCUGACCGGGGCAAUGGUCAGGGCAACAUGGGCGGCGAUGGUGGUUUUUCUGUUGAUCUUUCCACCCAUUGGUUGUCCGGUGAUAUUCGCGGCCUCUUGCGUGGAAUGGCCCCAGAUAACACUGGUGGCAUUUCUGCUCAGCAGUGGUCUAAUGAUACUUUUGGCGAAGUGACCCCUGAGAAUGUUAACGACCUGUUGGAAUGUGACGGCGAUGAUCCUAUUCCGCCCCGAUACCAGCGAGGCGGUUUUAUCCCUCGCGGUCUAGGUGACAAUGAACCUUUCCGCAAUGACGGUCUCUAA
Penicillium malachiteum is the source of this 2703-nucleotide messenger RNA. RefSeq lists its product as uncharacterized. Lineage: Eukaryota; Fungi; Ascomycota; Eurotiomycetes; Eurotiales; Aspergillaceae. The transcript has 4 exons. The coding region runs from base 1 to 2703 and encodes 900 amino acids. The record is from RefSeq and is a predicted model, not a curated record. Gene Ontology annotation, molecular function: metal ion binding.